This is a messenger RNA of Dreissena polymorpha, 1978 nucleotides long. RefSeq lists its product as uncharacterized. The record is from RefSeq and is a predicted model, not a curated record. Gene Ontology annotation, molecular function: protein binding. The transcript has 7 exons. NCBI's taxonomy places the organism in Eukaryota, Metazoa, Mollusca, Bivalvia, Myida, Dreissenidae. Bases 57 to 1823 code for a protein of 588 amino acids.
UCUCGUCUCUUCUUGAUCAUAUACCACUGUCGGACACCUAAAAAAACUGAACAAUAAUGAAAAUAAAAGAAUGUGUACUGUUGGCACUGUGUGCGAUUGUCAACUGCGUGAAUGGCCUCCCGGCGAACACAUAUAGAACAGAAAAAGGUUUGAUAUGCUACCUAUGCCCACCAGGAAAGUUCUUUGUAAGAGACUGUUCGCUGGACUAUGAAAUAGCGAUUUGCAGCCUGUGUCCGAAUGGAUAUUACAUAGCAAUAUCUAGUGUGGCCGAAAGGUGCCAGCCUUGUUCUUCCGUAUGUCCGAAUACGAAUUAUGAAUCACCUGAUGAUCAACCGGAAAUUAUCACUGUCAACUGCACGAGUGCGACAGACAUACAAUGUGAGUGCAAGCCGGGAUUUUGGCGAGAGAGUGGGUUACAUGGCAUGUGUCGAAGGGCAAAGUUGUGUGAAGAAGGGCGCGGGGUAAAAGCAUUAGCCACGGGGAACUCUGACACCGUCUGCGAACAUUGUGAGCCCGGUCAGACGUUUUCAAAUAUGUCGUCUGCAAACGAAAAAUGCCGGCCUUGUACAAAAUGUGACGCUCUGAUGUACGUCGGACGUGUAUGUCUACCUAACAGAGACACAGAGUGUAUUCUUCUUUCGACGAUUAUUACAACAAAAACUACAACUUCACUAAAAACACAUGGAGCCCAAAAGACGUUACAUCUCGGCAUAGGAUUAGGUUUUGGCACAUUUGUCUUUGCUGGAAUAGUAAUUGUCGGAGUGUGGUGUCGUGUAAGGAGGAAACGUAAGCAUGCUUAUAGGAGCUCGUCAAAGGAUCAGCUUAGCUCAUCAAAACGCACACAUAGCAGCGAAUCAGAUUUGGAUUCAACGUCCAAAGAUGAUGGAUUCAAUGAAAACUUAUCUAAAUCGUCUGCUUUGAGAGAGAGUGACCAUUGUAUCUCAGGACCAUCCGGUGACCGUGGCAUUUUGAAGAAGGAGAAAGACAAUACAUUAUCUCAGUGUAUGAUGGAUAUCUACCGUGAUAAGAUGUUAUCAGUAGGAGCCAUUGUCAGAUCUAACGAGGUGGUUGGUACCGGAUUUAGAGUGGAAAAACAAUGCAUAGUAACCGCUCUGCAUGUUGUUAUGGAAAUUAUAGACCCAAGGAAAUGUGGAGAACACAACUUUUCCAAAUUAAAAGAAGCGUCUAUUGUGUUUAGUGAUAAUCCGUUCGAUCCAUCGGCCAGGCACUACAACUUCAGCGCAGAGAGUUUUUAUUUCUAUGAAGAUCUGGAUGUUGCUAUUCUAGAAAUACCUCACCCCGAUGGAAUGUUGCCCAAAAAGCUCACACUUAGAAAAGAGCCAGUCGAUCUUGUCGACACUGUUUCAUUGAUUGGGUAUGGUCACCCAGGAAAUUCAAAUAAGCAUUUUGAGAACAGUUGCCAAAUUUUAUACAGCAAUUCACACGAAAUUAAUUAUGUACACACUGUUUUCCGCAAAAACAUUGACAAAUUCCGGACAGGCUUGCUGCCGGGAUAUGAUAGCUCGAUGGUGGAAAGAGGUUAUCAGGGCCACGAUUCUCCACAUUUAAUACUGAUGCAUUGCUUUAUGGAACACGGCGCAUCAGGUUCACCUAUUCUGGCCUGCGUCAAUCCAUCAGAAGGAAUCGUAGAAGUUGUUGGGGUGCUUACUCGUGGCUUUCCUGAAUUUAAUUUUUGUUUGGACAAAAGGCAUAAAUACUAUCUACCUGAUAAUUGUAGAUUUGAAGCUGGCCCCCGCAUGACAUCUAUAUAUGAACGUAUGACUAGCCAAUCGAACGAAAUUAUGGCGGAUUUGUUUGGUUAAAGUAAAUUAUAUGAAUUUCAUUAAUAUUAAUAAUGAACUACAUACAAUUCACAAUGCUGAUAUAAAUUGUCGUUUGCAUAAGUGAAUUAUUUUGAUUUAGAAGGUAAAACUUGCUUUUGUAUAGCUAUGAUAUCAGUAAACUUUGAAAAAAUGUC